AUGGACACUUCUAACCCCUCCUUUCUGUGCAUCUACCAAUAUCCUGCCGUCCUGCGGAAGCUCGAGUCCGCGGCCGGACCACGUCUAUCGCGAACGGUAGCGGUUGCUCCUCUGCGCGCAUUCCUCGAAAAUUGCAUUCGCCGUGGCUCGGAAGGCUCGCUGCGCCUUGAAGACUUCUCGGCGCACCCGCGUCUUAUGCCUAGCCUUCACCUCGUCAUCUGCAUGAUGGAGGCCCAAAUGCGUCAGGCUAAUGAUUGGUCGGAAUGGUUGACUGCCAUCGGUGUCUUGUUUCGAAUCAACGCUGCCGGCGCCCUUCAGCAGUCCAUUCACGGACGGCCGCGCGAUGUUGACGAAGGCGUGCAAGACAUUUCAUCUCUCACGGUGCCUACAACGCGUCUGGCCGACUUUUUGUACGAUUCCCGGCAUUCACCUCGGUUCCACGCGGCCUGGGAGGAGGUUCACCAGUUCACGUUCAGCGUGAUCAACACGCUCCAGAUAAUCCAGAGCACGAUGUACGGCUCGGCCAUCAGCGCCGAUGCGUUCUGGCUGCGUGUCCGAAACAGCGAAGGGUGGGCUGGCAACGCGUACCUCGGUCUCGCGUACACCGCCUUUUGGAGGACUGAGUUGCCCCGUGUCGCUGCGAGUAGGAGCCUCCGCUCUGUCCUCUCCACCGCCGAGGCGCUUGCGUUUCCGGAUGUCGCCGUCUUCUUCCAGGCUGAGGAGAUCCAGGCGAUGCGGAGGCGGGGUUUCAACGGCGCCAGUCCUCCGCCCUUCGGCGAUGUGCAGUUGCAUGCGCUUCGUCCCCUACACUUUGAUUGGCCUGAGAUCAAGCGGGCGUGCUCUAACGUCGUUUGUUUCAGGCCGCCCGCUGCCGAGGCACUGCCACACUGCAACAAGUGUGGCCGUGCGUUCUAUUGUUCUGCGGAAUGUCAAUUGGUGUACGGCAUUGACUACUUAUCCGCGAGACAACACUAA
This is a messenger RNA of Peniophora sp. CBMAI 1063, 975 nucleotides long. Lineage: Eukaryota; Fungi; Basidiomycota; Agaricomycetes; Russulales; Peniophoraceae. The record is from the annotation of a GenBank genome assembly.